Magallana angulata is the source of this 815-nucleotide messenger RNA. Its product is annotated as COMM domain-containing protein 1-like. The transcript has 3 exons. Gene Ontology annotation, cellular component: endosome. Bases 16 to 591 code for a protein of 191 amino acids. Gene Ontology annotation, biological process: regulation of proteasomal ubiquitin-dependent protein catabolic process; copper ion homeostasis; negative regulation of protein localization to cell surface. The record is from RefSeq and is a predicted model, not a curated record. Lineage: Eukaryota; Metazoa; Mollusca; Bivalvia; Ostreida; Ostreidae.
UUACCUUAAAGUCACAUGACAAACAAAAUGGCAACCAAUGCAAAAAAUAUUUCAGCUUUGCUAACUGGAUUAGCUAAAAGAAACUACUACAAUGAACCUGAAUUUACAGACGACUUUUUAAAGAGUCAGAUAUUUCCAGAUUUAUCUGAUGAAGCUUAUGCAACAUUACUGAAGAGAUGUUCCAAUUAUAUGAAGAAUUUGGUAUCAGCUGACAUGGACUUCAACCAGCUAGAAGCGUUUUUAACUUCCCAAAUGAAAAGGAGAGAGGCAGCAAUGACAGAAGAAGAAGCCAGUGCUUACAGAAAGUUUUGGAAAGUGCACAAAAACAAAAUUCAUGACACUUUAGUUUCAAAAACUAACUGGAACAAUUCACUUAAAAAGGUGUCCUGGCGAAUUGAUGUCAAAUCACAAUCUAAAAGUACAGAAAAUAUUAAUGAACCUAGUGCCAUUGUUGAACUCCAAAUAGAAAAUCCUGAAGAAUCACAGAAAACUGAGGUCGUGCAAUUCGAAAUGGAUGAAAGUAGACUGGCACAUGUGUUACAAAAUAUGAAAGACAUUGAAGAUCAGAUAGUGCAAUAUUGUCAACAAUAAACUUUACACACUACUCCAAAAAUAUAUGUUGAAACAUAUACUCAUUUCUUAGGGUUAAUGGUGCAUAUCUGCAUAUAAAUCAUUAGAAAUUUUAAGUAUGUAUGCACCAGUGCUGUUAUAUAUGGAUUGAAUACAUAUACAUGUAUGUAUGCUUAAUGACAAAGUGUACAAUAUCUAUUUUAUAUAUAUGUAUGAAAUUAAUAAAGCAACAAGUACAACUAAAA